CUGCCGUGCUGAGAAGCUCCCUGCGCUCCUGCGUGCCACGGUAAAGGGAGGUGUCUCUACUCCAAUCCUUAUCCAAGGCUUAGGCAGGUUAGUCGUCAACUAACCCUCGUGUUUUCUGGACACUAAUCUAUGUGCUGCUGUUUGGCAGUUGCCUUUUUGUGUAGCCGACGUGUGAUUCCUUUGACGGUCAGCCGGUCCAACGCCCGUCGGAUCGAAAGAAACCGCGCGGAUCGGACGGCUGUGGCCGAUCGUGACGGUUCGAUGCGCGUGUUUUAUCGACUGCUCGUGCUCGGCGACUGCCCACUUGUUCUCCGAGAACUUCCCGAGUCCUCGCCUACCGGCUACCGAGAGGCGGAAGGAAGCACACGCGCGAGCAAGCAGCCUUUGAAUGGCACGCGACGGCGGCGGCUCGCCGGGCGCGGAGCGGCGGCGAGUGGCGCUGCGUGCCUUCCUCGCCGGUGGUGGGGAGGCGUCCUCGUCCGCGGUGCCUGCGGCGGAGGUGGAGGCCGUGAGAACGUCGGGCAAGGGGCUGCUGCGCGGGCUCCGGUGCACGUCGGCCGCGGCGUCGCAGGCUAUCGUGCCGGCCGCUGCGGCGGACUGGCGCGGCCUCGGGUGCACGGCGGCGGCGGCGCAGGCACACGCGCCAGCCGCCGCGGCGGUGGCGGCGUCGGAGGCCCACGAGCCGGCCGCCGCGCGGCGGUCGGAGGAGUGGCGCGGGAGGCGGCGGAGGAACGGGAGGGAGAGGCGGAAGGCGAGGGGCGCGGGAGGCGGCGGCGGCGGCGGCGUCAGUGGUGGUGGUGGGGUGGGCGGGGACGUCUGGUGCACUCCCGGGAUACCGUUCGCCGCCGAGGCCUCAUCGGUGAACUGCGUGGUGGCGCCGCACCAGACGGCGGGUGCACGCCGCCGCGCCGAGGCCGAGAGGCCGCGCAGAGAGAGGCCUGGCGCGCCUCCGGCUCGGAGGGUCACCAUGCGGGAGCACAUGUCGUCGUCUCCGAUGAAUUCACCGCCACACCAUGGCAUGCCGUUCAUUGAUGCCGACCGUGCACCUUCUGUCCGAAACCGACAUAUGAGUGGGCGCCGGCACUCGCACGCACGGCUUGAGGAAGAGAUGAUGAUGUUCCGAACAAGGAUAUUAUUGGGAAGAAUGGGUAUGUAUGAUCAGUAUCAGGAUUGGCGCCUCGAUGUUGAUAACAUGACAUAUGAGGAACUACUUGAUCUUGAGGACCAAAUUGGAUAUGUAAGUACAGGGCUGCGUGAGGAUGAGAUCACUCGAAGUCUUAGGAUGGUCAAAUACUCCGCGUUCAAUCCCAAGCAUUUUUCUGCAGAAAUGGAUAGGAGAUGUAGCAUUUGUCAAGAAGAGUUUGAAGCAAAUGAGGAAACUGGGAAGCUGAGUUGUGGCCACAGCUAUCAUGUGCAUUGCAUUAAGCAGUGGCUUUCUCGGAAGAAUGCUUGCCCGGUUUGCAAGACCACUGUCUCAAAGAUCUGAAGUCCUACUCUAGAGUCUAAACCACACUUUUAUUGAGUAUAAUUGAAUUAAAAAUGUGAAGGGUUAGUUCUUUUGUUGUUGUACAGCCCUCUACAUAUAGGUUCGUACAAGCACACAUCCAAGAGUUUUUUUUUUCAUAUAGAAAGUACAAUGUCUUUUUCCCGAUGGGCUAUUGAGUAUCUAUCUAGUGAUAAUGGUUCAACGCAUGAUAGCCGGAUUGCAUUAGUUCUUCAGUA
Setaria italica (foxtail millet) is the source of this 1722-nucleotide messenger RNA. Its product is annotated as E3 ubiquitin-protein ligase Arkadia. Gene Ontology annotation, molecular function: ubiquitin protein ligase activity. The coding region runs from base 389 to 1486 and encodes 365 amino acids. The transcript is spliced from 5 exons. Lineage: Eukaryota; Viridiplantae; Streptophyta; Magnoliopsida; Poales; Poaceae. The record is from RefSeq and is a predicted model, not a curated record.